This is a messenger RNA of Cavia porcellus (domestic guinea pig), 1922 nucleotides long. RefSeq names its product DNA primase subunit 2 (gene Prim2). Gene Ontology annotation, cellular component: alpha DNA polymerase:primase complex. The transcript is spliced from 14 exons. The coding region runs from base 135 to 1658 and encodes 507 amino acids. Gene Ontology annotation, biological process: DNA replication, synthesis of primer; DNA replication initiation. Lineage: Eukaryota; Metazoa; Chordata; Mammalia; Rodentia; Caviidae. The record is from RefSeq and is a predicted model, not a curated record.
GCGGGACAUCCGGGAGUGGGCCUUCUGGCGCUUCUGUUACUUCCGCUUCCGGUCCCAAAUGAAAUCUCCCGCCACAAGAGGAAAGCGGUCUGGCUUGGUCUUUUGGUGCGUUGGGGUGUUUGCAGGUAACCAAAAUGCAGUUUUCAGGAGGAAAUAGAAGAAAGCUGAGGUUGGCAGGAGACCAGAAAAGUGCGUGUUACCCGCAUAGCCUUCAGUUUUACCUGGAGCCACCUUCUGAAAACAUAUCUCUGAUAGAGUUUGAGAACAUGGCUAUUGAUAGACUUAAAUUACUAAAAACAGUUGAAAAUCUUGGUGUGAGCUAUGUGAAAGGAACUGAACAAUAUCAGAGUAAAUUGGAGGCUGAAAUUCGAAAGCUCAAGUUUUCCUACAGAGAAAACUUAGAAGAUGAAUACGAACCACGAAGAAAAGAUCAUAUUUCUCAUUUUAUUUUGCGCCUUGCUUAUUGUCAGUCUGAAGAUCUUAGACGUUGGUUCAUUCAACAAGAAAUGGAUCUCCUCCGAUUUCGAUUCAGUAUUUUACCUAAGGACAAAAUCCAAAAUUUCUUAAAAGAUAGCCAUUUGCAGUUUGAGGCAAUAAGCGAUGAAGAGAAGAAUCAUCGAGAACAGGACAUUAUCGCCUCAUCGCUGAGUUUAAGUGGUACUCAGUUAGGAUUGGAAUCAGUGUACAAGAUCCCUUUUACUGAUGCUCUGGAUUUGUUCCGAGGAAGGAGAGUCUAUUUGGAAGAUGGUUUUGCUUAUGUGCCACUUAAGGACAUUGUAGCAAUUAUCCUCAAUGAAUUUAGAGCAAAGUUAUCCAAGGCUUUGGCAUUAACUGCCAGGACUUUGCCUGCUGUGCAGUCAGACGAGCGACUUCAGCCCCUGCUUAACCACCUUAGUCAUUCCUACACGGGCCAAGAUUUCAGCGUACAGGGAAAUGCUGGGAAGAUCUCUUUAGAUCAGAUAGACUCGCUCUCAAUCACGUCCUUCCCGCCCUGCAUGCGCCAGCUGCACAAGGCCUUGCGGGAGAACCACCACCUCCGGCACGGAGGCCGCAUGCAGUAUGGGCUCUUCCUGAAGGGCAUCGGCCUGACGCUGGAGCAGGCUCUACAGUUCUGGAAGCGAGAGUUCAUCAGAGGGAAGAUGGAUCCUGACAAGUUUGAUAGAGGUUAUUCUUACAAUAUCCGCCACAGCUUUGGAAAAGAAGGCAAAAGAACAGACUAUACGCCUUACAGCUGCAUGAAGAUUAUUCUAACCAACCCACCAGGCCAAGGGGAUUACCACGGGUGCCCAUUCCGUCACAGUGAUCCAGAGCUGCUGAAGCAGAAGUUGCAGUCAUACAAGAUCUCUCCCCAAGGGAUAAGCCAGAUUUUGGAUUUAGUAAAAGGGACACAUUACCAGGUAGCCUGUCAGAAGUACUUUGAGAUGAUACAUAAUGUGGAUGAUUGUGGCUUUUCUUUGAAUCAUCCUAAUCAGUUCUUUGUUGAGAGCCAGAGGAUCCUAAAUGGUGGUAAAGACAUCAAAAAGGAAUCGAGCCAGCUGGAAAUGCCUCACACCAAACCGAGUGUCCAGAAACCCAAGGGUGCAUCAUCUGCUCUGGCCUCUUUAAACUCGUCUCUGGACACGGACAUGGAGGACCUGGAAGCCUAUUUCAGCCAGUGAACUUGGGCAGUCUAGGGACCUCUUCCCCUCAGGCCAUCUCUUCUUAGUUUUAAGAAUUUGUUUUUUUGCUUUUGUUUUUGUUUAUCUUCUCCUUCUGCCCUAACUCAGUUGAUGCACACAUACCCCUAGGUCCUAUUUUAGGACUGGUUAAUGUCCCCUGAAAAGCUAACAUCCUCCAGUACAGCUAAAAAGAACUUUUAUCUUUGUAUAAUUUUGACCCUUUCCUUUUGCUAGACCAAUUUUACUAAUAAACAUCAAACUGUA